GCUUUUGCAGUCGGUGCGCUUCUCCUCCUCCCGCUGCUGCUGCCGCUGCGCGAGAUCUUCAAAGCAGAGACCCGCCACCGCCAGCGCGGGCAUGACAGCAGUAGUGGUCUUCCACCUCGAGCUUGCCUUUCCGUAGAGCUCAGUACCAAGACGUCCCCCAUUGAAACCGGUGGGAGAGGAGAGUAAACAACAACAACAGAAGAGAGAUUGAAUUAACUGUGUUUUCUCCGCUUCGCCCCUCCGUUUAGAAGUAGAUGAGUCAAUGGCAGGGGCACAGCCGGGAGUUCAUGCACUGCAGCUCAAGCCCGUGUCCGUUCCGGAGAGCUUGAAAAAGGGCAACACGUUUAUGAAAUGGGAUGAUGACUCGACAACCGUGACCCUUGUGACCCUAACAGUUGACCCCAAAGGGUACUUCCUCUAUUGGACGGACCCAAACAAGGUAAGACACCUGUACCGUGCUGUUGUUCUGUGAUAGGCUACUGCUGCCUGACUUGGCUCGACUCAGUUUGCAAAUAUUAACUGAAUUAAGUUGCAAAAGUUGCAAUAAGGUGCAUUCAUUCAUGUCUUCGGUAUAAUAAACUCUCCAUAAGAAACAGUUAUAACAAAUUAAAUGUACUAUUGAAAUCAUUAAAGGUAUUUAUCUCACUAGCUAUCGUUCAUUAUUACCAUCAACGAGUGUGGAAAGAGUAAUAGAAUAGAAGAAUAGAAUAGAAUAGAAACUUUAAUUGGCACACAACAAAGUUGGUGGUAUUAAUAGCGGGAGGGGAUAAAUUCAAAUGAAUAAAUAGGUAGACUUGCAAAUCUUCAGGAGUUCAGGAGUCUCAUUGUUGAAUGGUAGAAGCUGUUGUAGAAGCGUGUUGUUCCAGUGUCAGAGAUCUAUAGCGUCUUCCAGCGUCUUCCUUCUCUGAUCCACAACCAUUUCUUAACCAUUUCUCAUAUCUAGUCAUUCAAACCAUAAGGCUUAUGGUUUGAAUGAAUGGUGGGAACGGCUAUCUUGUAAUGGGUGUGUGAAUCGAUCAUUAGUAAUGAGAAACACAGCCAUCCAGGUACAAACGUUUUGAUAGCAUUGCUUGGUGUGUCGGAGACACACUGUUCGGACUGUACCUGCUUUGCCUCUCAUUCCAUCACGGGCGCCCAAAUUAAUUAGCAGUUUGGCUGAAUGUUAUCUCAGCUCUCCGUCUCAUUAAAUCUGUGGAUGGUAAUCUCUUCUGUGGAGGACAGUCGCAUCAUCAUUAUGUGUGUGAUGAUUAAGGUGAUUUACACACAGAUACACACACAGUUACUUUGACAGACUGUUGUGUUAUUACAUUUUUACAUGGAGCAUUUUCUUUGAAUGGCAAUGCAAUCUUUCUUUUUUUAGCUUUCUAUUGGGCCAUGAAUCUCAUUAUCUCUUCAUAAUCACAUUAUUUUAUUUACCGGUGAAAAGUAUAAAUAGUUUAUUUAGUUUUUUUUGGUCCAAAUGGCAAAUGUGUCGGAAAACUCAUCCCCUGGGUUAAGAAGCUAUUUUGGGGACAUCGCUAAAAUAUGAACACAAUAGAGCAGCUAGAUUCAUUUCAGGUCUCUCUGAAUCCAACCAAUGACGACAAAGAGACAGAAAUCUGAACUCUGAGCCAUCUAAAACCUGACACCUGUGAGAUUCCCACAGAGACCCUGGUGGUAUGCUCCGGUGUUUCCCUGAGGAUUCUAGGAGUGAAAUGCAGAGGCAUUGGGUUCACUCUGUGAGGACAACUAAGAGACUUAAUCCAGGAAGAACAUUGUGCUUUUUAUUCCACAAGCUCACAAUCAGACCGCUAUCUCUUUCCGACUAAACAAACCAGAGGGAAGUCUGAUCGAUGCGAUAACACGUUCAAUUCAACUUUCUACUCGAGCACAAGGAAGAGGGAAGACAGAUAGUCAUAGAGACACAGCGUGAACGAGUCCAUCACUCUUAAUAAACCAAUUUAGAGAAUGAGUCACUCUGGUUAUGAAUAGCACUCCAGUGCCGCAUGCA
Molecule: messenger RNA, 1990 nt
Organism: Gadus macrocephalus (Pacific cod)
Lineage: Eukaryota; Metazoa; Chordata; Actinopteri; Gadiformes; Gadidae
Product: 1-phosphatidylinositol 4,5-bisphosphate phosphodiesterase beta-1-like
Exons: 2
Coding region: 263-472 (69 amino acids)
Source: RefSeq, a predicted model, not a curated record